Molecule: messenger RNA, 4247 nt
Organism: Coregonus clupeaformis (lake whitefish)
Lineage: Eukaryota; Metazoa; Chordata; Actinopteri; Salmoniformes; Salmonidae
Product: drebrin
Exons: 15
Coding region: 110-1897 (595 amino acids)
Biological process (GO): neuron projection morphogenesis; positive regulation of axon extension; regulation of actin filament polymerization
Cellular component (GO): postsynaptic membrane; plasma membrane; postsynaptic density
Molecular function (GO): actin filament binding
Source: RefSeq, a predicted model, not a curated record
CUCUCCCCCUCUCACUUUCUACUCCGCAGUCUCUCUCCCUCUCUCUCUAUACUCUCCUUUACUUCCAUUACAGUAUUACACUGGUCUGGAUGAUUGCAGAGACAGCAACAUGGCUGUGAAUCUCGGCAAGAACAGACUGGCCCUUCUAACAGCCUACCAGGAUGUUAUCAACGAGACCUCGUCCACCGACUGGGCCUUGUACUCAUAUGAGGGCAACACCAAUGAUUUGACUCUGGCAUCAUCAGGAGCUGGAGGUCUACCAGAGAUCACAGUGACCUUUGAUAAUGGCCGGGUCAUGUACGGCUUCUGCAGCCUGAAGGAGCCCACGGCUGCACUGCCGCGCUACGUCCUCAUCAACUGGGUUGGUGAGGAUGUGCCUGAUGCCAGGAAGUGUCAGUGUGCCAGCCAUGUGGCUAACAUUGCAGAGUUUUUCCAGGUCAGUCUCACUGAGGGAGUCAACGUCAUCAUCAACGCCAGCACCAUGGAGGACAUCGAACCAUCUGCCAUUGGACAGAGACUGACAAAUGGGACAGCUUCGGUGGCCAGCCCCGUCCUCAGCCGGCUGAGAACCAGAGAGGAGGAGAAUGGAGAGCAUGGAGUGGGCACCGUGUACACCAAAACCAACGCAGAGAUCGAGAUGAAGAAGAUCAAUAGAGAGGAAUUUUGGGAACAAGCCAAGCGUGAGGAAGAGUUGAGAAAGGAGGAGGAGAGGAAGAAGGUUGCUGAGGAGAGGCAACGAUUCGAGGAGGAGAGGAUGGAGCUGGAAAGGAAAGAGCAGGAGGAUAGAGAGAAGAGGUACCGCGAGAGGGAGAGGCAGAUCGAGGAACACAGAAAGAAGAUGCAGGAGGAAGAGGAGGCCAAAGAGAGGACACGGAAUCAGCCCCUCAUAACAGCAGAACUUAGCUAUGAGGACCUGGAGAAGGAGAAGAAGGAGUCUGAAGUGGAGGAGGCGAAAGCCCUCAUUGCCCAGCGAGCGGACAACCCCAGGGAGUUCUUUAAGCAGAAGGAGAAGGCUGUGGCCACUGGUGUGGACAUCUCCCCUGCCUCUAGCCACAGGACCGGCCGUUUGGACAGCCCGUUACCAGGCCGUUUGGACAGCCCGUUUUUGAAGCAGCAGCACAGUCCCAGCGAGCCCAGUCCGCCCCCCCUCCGCACCCCGCCUCACGCGAGGCUACAGCCCACUACACCCGAUGGUGAUGAUGAAGGGAGCUUAGAUCACAGUGUGGGAAUGUCCCCAACGCCCGUCCCCCAAAUUGUCACCACACCCAUCCAGGAGGCGGAGGAUGACAGCCGGAAUGAGUGGGGUGAGCCCAAGCAGCAGCCAGGCCCGGUCCAGGACUCCACCCCCACCAAGCCCAUUCAGAGUGUGGCACCCCAGACCCGCACAGACUCCAAAGCCCCGUCCUCAGCACCGGACGACUAUGACCCCUUCUCAGGCUUCAGGCCCCUGCCUGCCCCCACUGCCGCAGACCCCAUGGUGGACCUAUGGGACUGCAGCCCUGCCACCGGCAUCGCCCCCUCUCAGGCCCCACCCCCUGGAGGGCGACCCCAGCCCCUGCUGAGCUUCGACGAGAUGGGGGACGUACCAUUCUGCCCGGGGGGUUCCGAGGGGGUCGAGGAUGAGCCCUCCAGCCUAGUGGACGUGGCCGGGACCCACGAUAUGACCAUGAGCUACCAGCAAGCACUGCAGCACGCUUCAGAGGACACUCAGCUGAUGACCAACGGGGAGACGCUGCUCAAAGAAGGGACUCAGGCGAGCGAGGGCUACUUCAGCCAAUCGCAGGAGGAGGAGGAGUGCUCUGCUAAAAUGACCCCAACGUCAGUGUUUUAUAACAAGCCACCAGAGAUUGACAUCACAUGCUGGGACACAGACCCUGUAAUGGAAGACAGCGACUAGACCAUGGCGGAGUAGUCCAGUCCGGCGGUGGGAAGCAGAAACAAUGCAUCAUCAACAACGAAACAGAUUUUAAAAAAAGUAAUAAUAACAAGUCUUGCAUAAAAAAAUCUGUAUAAUGUUCUAGAUUUUUUUUUUUUUUUAAGGAUGUUAGCCACCAAAAUGGUUUUUGAGUUAUUGUUAAAGAUGCUAAUGGAUUGAUGAUGAGCUCUUGGUUUUGUGUUUUUAUUUUAUUUAUUGCUUUGAUUUCUCAUUGUUUUGCUAUGCAGAGUAAAUAGUGGGGAGUGGGGAAUACUUUCUUGCGCACGGCUGUGUCCUCUACAGCAGACUAUGACCCCCUGUACCAGACAGGUAGCCUAUUAGAAUGUAGAGCAAACCCUAUUGUGCCCAAUCACAAUGAUUCCUACCACAGCCCCCUCCCUUUGUCCUCUCUCCCCCAAACCCAGGCACCACCUUCCACCCUCCUUACUGCUCAAGAGUUGCCUCCAUCCUAGCUCUGGCCCUCUCCACUGAAGCCUAGGGGAUCUACUACCCACAUCCCCCAUCCAUUCUCUCUCAUUCUGGGUAGCUACAGUCGUUGUAGAUAAAAGUGGGAGUGGUGCCUGGUGGAAAGGAGGGAGGGAGAGGGGAUCAGAGAGGAGUGGUGCCUAGUGUAAUCCUGUAGUCUUUGAUGUUUCAGUUUGGCCUUGGGGCCAUGAGGAGGGGGAGGGGGGAACCAGAUAAAGACUACAGGCUGGGAUAGCAGUACUAUUGUACUAUACCAUAGUAAAACCCUGACACACACAAGGGAGGUAUAACGAAAUACUUGUUUUGUGCUGUGCCAAGUCACUUUGAAAAGGAAUAUCUAUUGUAGCUUCUUAUCGUUGUGUUGGUUGGAAUACUCUCCCAGCAGAAAGUCUGACAUGGGGAAAAUGUGUAUGAUUUUUCUACCUAUUAGAAGUGUUCUAGAAAUUGAAAUUCAGGAUCGUUGAAUCAUGGCAAUAGCGGUAGUCUCUUGUUUUGUUACGUCUUCAGUGAAAACUAGGCAAUGACUGUAUCUAGAGCACUCAGAUGGGAAUGAGGACGUUCGUCACACGUUGUGGCACUAUGAACGGAACAGUGUGUCUUGUGCUAAGGUGGUUCUAGAGCUGCUACAGUAGUCACUGCUUUGUAACACUACCUCCUUCUUUGCAGUAGAUGACACAAAUUCACCCUUUCGCUUUCCAUGUGUCUUUAUUUCCCUUGUCCUUCUUUUAAAAUGAUGUAGUUCACAUGCACGCCCCUAGAUGGCCUCAGCACCAUUUUGUAUACUUUUGGAAUUCUACUGUUGACUACCUCUGUGUUGUUUUUGCACAGAUCUCAGAUUCUCUCACCCAGUUAUCUCGGUUCUGAUUUCACCCUUAACAGUCUAAAUGAGAAACAAUCCAGUGGAUUAGUUUCGCCAGUAGCCCUUAUAAAUGCUUUUGAUCAUCAAGACUCGUUUUACUCUGUAUUAUUGCUCUAAGGUUUAGAAACAGGUUCUAGCUUAUUGAUGCAACCCUCUCCACAUGACUUAUAGACCAGUCUUCCUUUAUUUGAUCUACAGGAGGUUUAUUAUCAUUACUGUUCAAGGUUAGAGUUUCAUUCCUGAGAUUCCACACCUUAGAUCUGAUUCUAAAUCAAUCCAGGCAUUCUUACCCAUAGAUAUAGAACAGUUCUAUAGCAGUUAUAUGUUGUUAUAGCUCUAUGCUCUUACCACAGAAUUCUGAGUGGGAACCAACAAGCAAUAAGAAAAUAAACCAAUGUAGUAUUUUGUCCUGUAAAUAGUGUUUGUUUUUUAGAAAUACAGAACUACAACUAAUGAACGUCAAACACUUCUUUGUCAUUGUGGCCCUUAUUAUUAUGAUUAUGACACUUUGAAUUGAGGCUUGUUGUGAGAUUUUUAAAUUAAGUUUCUUUGAAGAGAGAUAUGAAAUGUGAGUUGUGGUGGAAUUCCAUAUCCCUAGCAGCCUUUUUCUGUAAAUGAGAAUCACCUAAUGCUUAGUAAGAGCCGACCAACCCGCAUCUUUAGCAGUAACUGACACCCUUUCUACAUGAUUUCAAUGUAUACUUCUUCACCCUAAUAACCUCCUGGGUAGUGAUUAUUAUUCUCUUCUGAUCACACUACUAGGAGACUACUACUACUGCUAGUACUAUACUACUACUACCCCUCUUUGCCCCAAAGCAAGGCUUAGCUGUUCCUUGUCUUCUCACUCUUUUCAUUUAAGAUAUAUUUUAUUUAUCUUCCCUCUUUUCCAUCCGCUUCUCACAUGCUCUGUUUUGGAAAUAAGCACAAGAUCUUUUGUGACAUGCUAAGUGCUGAUGUAUGUUAAUAAAAUACUUAAUAACCUCCAAA